Molecule: messenger RNA, 1877 nt
Organism: Neoarius graeffei (lesser salmon catfish)
Lineage: Eukaryota; Metazoa; Chordata; Actinopteri; Siluriformes; Ariidae
Product: tyrosine-protein kinase SYK-like
Exons: 3
Coding region: 1518-1748 (76 amino acids)
Molecular function (GO): non-membrane spanning protein tyrosine kinase activity
Source: RefSeq, a predicted model, not a curated record
AGCUGCUUAAAUGCCAACGGAUAUCUAAUGUAACAGAUGCCGUGCAUUAAACAAGUCUGUUUGCUUUUCCAUAAAGCAUAUGUUAUGUAUUAUAAGCAUAUGUUGUAUAACUGACACUGUUACUAAUCCAUAGUUAUUGACUUGAAGUGUUUUUUUUUUGUAGGGAGAAAAAAAAAUGCAAUAAAGCAUUGUCCAAAUGUACGAUAUCCUUUUUGUUUUAUUGGGUAUAAAAGAAUAAGGGAUUACAGACUUCUUUGUGGCGGCACGGUGGUGUAGUGGUUAGCGCUGUCGCCUCACAGCAAGAAGGUCCGGGUUCGAGCCCCGUGGCCGGUGAGGGCCUUUCUGUGCGGAGUUUGCAUGUUCUCCCCGUGUCCGCGUGUGUUUCCUCCGGGUGCUCCGGUUUCCCCCACAGUCCAAAGACAUGCAGGUUAGGUUAACUGGUGACUCUAAAUUGACCGUAGGUGUGAAUGUGAAUGGUUGUCUGUGUCUAUGUGUCAGCCCUGUGAUGACCUGGCGACUUGUCCAGGGUGUACCCCGCCUUUCACCCGUAGUCAACUGGGAUAGGCUCCAGCUUGCCUGCGACCCUGUAGAACAGGAUAAAGCGGCUAGAGAUAAUGAGAUGAGAUGAGAUGAGACUUCUUUGUUGGUAAAGUGCUUUUUUUCCCUCCCCGCUCUCUAUUCCUGAACUAAUCAUAAGCCUGGAUCCUGCUGAUUGAUGAUGUCAGCAGAAUAUAGCCGUUUAAUCUACCGUUAGAGGAUCUUUGUUGUAUAAUCUGACACGGGGAGCAUGUUUUUGCACAGGCUGGUCAGGAAUUGAGCUAAAAUUAGGAAUUUAGGGAUUACUGUGACAAGUAAUAAUGUUAAAAGACUGCUGUACGGUGUCAACUAGGCUGAAGUCUUUUGCUAUUUUUUUAUCCAUCUCCUGGACUCAUUGCAUCAUUCAGUCCAAGUCUGGAGUGAAUAAAGAGAACAGUAUGGUUCUUGAGUCAUUAAAUUGAGCCUUCUCUCUGGAAAGUCCUUCCCACACACAGUAAGAAAGCCACACCUAAAGCACACAGCGUUCCACUUUCAAAAAGCUUAGGCAAAUCUGCAAUCUAUUUCAGCCAGCCAGCCUGCCUGCCACAGGAAGUGGUUGAGCAGUUAAACAUUAAUACCACAUUCCCCAAAUGCAUGUCUUAUUUGGUUCUGGAGUUCUGCUUAUUUAUUUUUUUCCUUGAAGAAGAGUUAUGUAGAAGAGAUAAAAAAAAAAAGGAUUAGAUUGUAGGGUAAAGGUCGACUGCUAAGAAACACAGUCCUGCACUUGUUGAUUUAACAGAGGACAGGGAUGAAAAAAAAAAGGAGAAAAGCCCAGUCUGGUGCAAGAGCUGCUGUGUCAGCCAACAGGAACGCUGCCCUGGGGGUCAUAGAGGGAUGGACUUCUGCCUCCGCAGCAUUCUGGGAAUGAUUACACUAGUGAUGUAAUGCUUAUCUAAUAAACCUCAAUAACAGGAAAAAAGGAAUGACUGGCAAAUUGUACCAUGUUGGCUGGUUACUCAUGGUCUCUUAUCAGACCUCUGGGACAUCCUGCAGACACUGAGGGUGCCUCAUUGGAGCAGGCUAUCAUCAGUCAGAAACCUCAGCUGGAAAAGUUGAUUGCCACCAUAGCACAUGAGAAGAUGCCCUGGUUUCAUGGAACCAUCACACGGGAAGACUCUGAGCCAUGUUUACUCAACAACCGCCAGACCAACGGCAAGUUCCUGGCUCCAUAGGAAGUUGAUAUGGCAGACACUCAACGUGACCGGAUUUAAAAUUGAUACUGUGAAGUUAUCUGUGAGGAUGCAUUUAUUUAGCAUUGGAAUGAGUCUCCAGUUUCAACUUGUUUCAUGGACAACAUUAAA